Messenger RNA from Lactuca virosa, 342 nucleotides. The record is from the annotation of a GenBank genome assembly. Lineage: Eukaryota; Viridiplantae; Streptophyta; Magnoliopsida; Asterales; Asteraceae.
AUGGCACUAGCCGAGUUACCCACUUUGACAUCGCCGAUCCCAGGUGAGGUUUUAUCCAUGUAUUUAGCAUCAUCCAGAACGGAACCCAUCACAGUAUUAGUGGUAAACAGAGAAGACAAACAAGUACCCAUAUAUUUUGUAAGUCGUAUACUACAAGGAGCAGAGAUGGGAUAUUCUGAUAUGGAGAAACUGGCAUUCUGCCUAGUUAAUGCAUCAAGAAUAUUAAGAAGAUAUUUAUUAGCACAUGCCAUUAAACUACUCACAAAUAUCCCAUUGCGUCAAGUGCUAUUGAAACUAGGGAAGUCAGGAAGACUGGCUAAAUGUGUAAUGGAACUACGAUAG